Messenger RNA from Staurois parvus, 351 nucleotides. The record is from the annotation of a GenBank genome assembly. Lineage: Eukaryota; Metazoa; Chordata; Amphibia; Anura; Ranidae.
GGUCAGAGACUGCAGACAUGAUACAGGAGAAGGUCAGAGACUGCAGACAUGGUACAGGAGACGGUCAGAGACUGCAGACAUGAUACAGGAGACGGUCAGAGACUGCAGACAUGGUACAGGAGACGGUCAGAGACUGCAGACAUGAUACAGGAGACGGUCAGAGACUGCAGACAUGAUACAGGAGACGGUCAGAGACUGCAGACAUGGUACAGGAGACGGUCAGAGACUGCAGACAUGGUACAGGAGACGGUCAGAGACUGCAGACAUGGUACAGGAGACGGUCAGAGACUGCAGACAUGAUACAGGAGACGGUCAGAGACUGCAGACAUGAUACAGGAGACGGUCAGAGAC